This is a messenger RNA of Centropristis striata (black sea bass), 5639 nucleotides long. RefSeq names its product dishevelled-binding antagonist of beta-catenin 1 (gene dact1). Gene Ontology annotation, cellular component: cytoplasm. Gene Ontology annotation, biological process: negative regulation of JNK cascade; negative regulation of canonical Wnt signaling pathway; regulation of Wnt signaling pathway, planar cell polarity pathway. Lineage: Eukaryota; Metazoa; Chordata; Actinopteri; Perciformes; Serranidae. The record is from RefSeq and is a predicted model, not a curated record. The transcript has 4 exons. The coding region runs from base 345 to 2507 and encodes 720 amino acids.
ACGGACGUGCAGGGGGCGGGGCUUUCCAGGCUCGGUGCGGCGGAGCGGCGCUUGGUCAGUCAGCGAGAGGCUGCAGGAGGAGCGGCAGCACGAGACCGACCCGGACACCCCGAAGCAUGCUGGGACACACCUGGACCCGGACCUGACCUGGAUUGCGUUAAGCGGAUUAUUUUCGCCUGAGAGUCCGCAGGAGGACCGUGAGACCACCGGUUGAUCCUGCAGAGGAGAGACCCGGUUUAUCUGACCCGGAUCACCGUCCCCAGUUGUCCGGACCAGGACAGCGUCCCCCCGGUGUCCCGCACCAUGCUGUGCCCUCAGUGAAGACCGCGGGGACAGGCGGGGGCAUGCGGCGGGAGGAUGCGGCGGAGCGGCAGCGCGGCGCGGUGCGGGAGCGGCUGGACGCCACCGGGUCCGGACUGGAGGAGCUGCAGCUGCUGCGGCGGCGGCAGGAGGAACGGGUCCGCGCCGCGCUGGAGGAGGAGCAGCAGGAGGAGCGCAGGGAGGAAAAGCUCCUGGAGGAGAACAUCCUGCUGCUCCGGAAACAGCUGAACUGUCUCCGGCGGAGGGACGCGGGACUCCUCAGCCAGCUGCAGGACCUGGACAGACAGAUCAGUGAGCUGCACCUGGACACAGAGGAGACGGACAGCCGGCCCAGCUCAGGGUUCUAUGAGUUGAGUGAUGGGGCGUCUGUCUCUCUCUCUAACUCAUCUAACUCUGUGUUCAGUGAGUGUUUCUGUUCCAUGGUUGAAGCUGAAGGACGCCUCCCAUCUACAGACGAGCCUGGAGGAUGUUUGGAGUGUGACGGUGUGUCUGGAGGACUCUGGGACAUCUCGUCCUCGUCGUCGGGGACGGUCCGGCGCUCGCUGUCGGCUCCCCACCCGUCCAGCCUGGACGCCAUCUCCUCGCCAUCCUGUGACUCUCAGUCCAGGUUCCACUGCGACCUGGUGGCCCAAAACGGCAGCGAUGUGUACCGCUAUCCAAGCCCGCUGCACGCUGUGGCGGUCCAGAGCCCUGGCUUCCUGCAGAUGCUGGGUCCCGACAGAGACGAUGGCCCUUUGAGGAGCGGUGAAGCCGGAGUUGAACCACUGAAACCAGAAUCUCUUCCAGCCUCUGUUUCAGCUCCUCUCGUGUCUCAGAGCUCAGAACCCUCUUCUUCUUCGUCUCAGAAGCGGCUGGACAGCUACAUCUUCAGCCUGCUGCAGCGGAGGGCGCUUCCUGUCAGGACCGGCAGACCCAGGACCAGCAUCAGCACGGACCCGUCAAAGAGCGUCCUGAGGCAGGCCGGUCUCUGUGUGAGGCAGCUGUCUGGACCCGGUCUAGGGACUCUGGGGGGGUCUGAAUUCAAACCCUCACGUUCGAGCGGAGCAGAAGGUGCGACUCCUGAGGACUUGAAGGAGCUGGGCAGUCCCAAAGCAAACUUCUCCUCAAAAGAGUCCAGUUUCUUUCCCCACCAGGAACUCAUCAAAUCACCGCCACUCAUCAGAACAUUCUGUGCCGCCGCCAGGAGCCCAAAGCCUCUGCAGACCGUCCCCACAGAGAAGGGGGACAGGUCGGUGCCAGAGUCUGCCAGUCUGGGCUCCUCGUCCCGGAGUCAGGAGGGAGAAGGAGCAGUGAGUCACAUGGGUGCCGUGUACGCUCCCGGGCAACGGCAGAGCAGCAAUGUGGCCACGACCACGAAGGCGAGUCGAGUCUCUGAGCGCAGCGAGGCGUCAGAGAGGAGAGUGGAUAAAUCUUGCCACAGGUCUGGUUCUAAGAAGUCUCGGCGGCUGGAAGACGUUAAAGUCUCCAAGAGAGCAGCUGGCUGCAGUGGCGGGGCACACGGGGCGUCCUCCAGGAUCAAACGCCUGCCUGCAUCCAUCCCAGAGGGCCGAGUUCUGGACAAAAACACCACAUGGACCCCAGGCAUCGCUCGGCCCGGUGUUUGCCGACACCACCACCAUCACGGACGCGACCCGGUCGUGGUUGUCGCCAAACCAAAGUACAAACGGAGCGACUACCGGCGUCUCCGAGCGUUCAUGGAAGUCCAGUACGACGAGGCGUUUAGGCGCGCUCAGCGACGGCAGAGAAAGGAGCUGCUGAGUCCCUCUGCUGAUGCGUUCCUCCCCGCCGCCGCCAAGCAGGCGAGCAGCCCAUACACCUACGUGGCAGGAAGUGACUCCGAGUACUCGGCCGAGUGCGCGUCGCUGUUUCACUCGACCAUUGCGGACACCAGCGAAGACGAGCGCUCUAACUACACCACCAACCGCUUCGGAGACAGCGAGUCCAGCAAGGAGGAGUUUGUGGAGGAGAGCUCCGCCGCUAGUGACACCGAGGAGAGCAGAGGAGGCGGGAGUAGGGCAGCGAGCUGGGGGCGGGGCCAGCCAGCUCUAGCUGGGGCUGGCAGGGCGGGACGAGAAGUGACUCCGGCGCAGGUGAAGGCCUUCGUCAAGAUCAAGGCCUCACACAACCUGAAGAAGAAGAUCCUGCGGUUCAGGUCGGGUUCCCUCAAACUCAUGACCACCGUGUGAGUCAGCUGACCUGGACACGGCGCGCCACGGGAUCCUCGUGUCCCUGCAGCGCCCCAACGGACAGAAAGACAGAACUGAUUCUUGUUUUACACUCAGACGCCUCUUCAGCCUGAGAGGUGCCAGUCUGACGCUUUAUAGAGAAUGUGUGGUCUUAUUCAUAGUAGGGCUGGGCGUUAUGGACGAAAAGUCAUAUCCCGAUAUAUUUAGGCUGAAUAUCAAUAUACGAUAUACAUCCCGAUAUUUUUAUCACUUUAUCAAGUGAGAGCAAAUUCAGUUAAAGUCAAAUAUGACAUGUCAAGUAGUUUUAUUGAAACUGUUUUAAAAAAAAUAGCCUAUGUAUUAAAAUAGGCCAAUCUUUUUCUGAAAUGAAUAUAUUUAUAUGAGAAAAGAAUAACAAACAUUACAAAAGAACUAAAUAAUGCAAACCCUUUUAAGGGCAGCAUUUAUAUAGAAAGCAGUUUGCCUGGAGCAAGGAUCACGGCUCAAAUUUGAACUAUAUCGAUAUAUGCGAUAUGGUCUCAUUCCGUAUACGAUACAAUUUUUUUUUUUAGGGCCGGGACUCGAUUAAAAAAAAUCAUGUAAUUAAUUAGAGGCUUUGUAAUUAAUUAAUCGAAAUUAAUCACAUUUUAAUCGCAUAUAGAUAUUUGAUCUGAGAACAGUGAGAGUAAGUCAUUUUUUCACAUGGAUUUUUAGUAUACCAUUGAAUAACUAAUAAUAAUAAUAAUUGAAUGACUGAAUACAUAAGCUUAAGCAACAACAAUAUUGUUUAUUUUUGUUCAUGUCCAACAGACCAGUGCAAUUUUUGCCAUUAAGUGUAGCAAUAGCAUAUUUAGAAAUAUAGUACAUUUCAGAAAUUCAGGUAGCCUAUAGGUAGGUAGACCUUCUGUAAACUAUAAUACUUUGGUUUUUUAAGUAAAACACAAUCCACGCUAGCUACCACACUAGCCGCUAGCUGCUAUAUGUUUUGCAUUGAGGUGAUACUUGAGGCUCGAUGUGCUGCGGUGAUAUGCUUGCACACAACCAUGCUCUUAUCGACGCUUCCAUCCGUUCGUUUUUUGUAACAAAAUUUCCCAUCCACGGGGCCAACCAAAGCGGUCUCAUCAGCUUCUUUGUUCAUGUUCACUGUGGUUUGCUGUUGUCUGAACUCAUGAAUGCUAGUUGGUGCUCCAGUAUAAUCCGCGGUGCAAAAAAAAGUGUGAUUAAAAUGCGUCAAUUUUUAAACGCGUUCAUUUUUGUGUAAUUAAUUAAUCUUAAUUAAAGCGUUAAAGUCCCGGCCCUAAUUUUUUUAUAUCGCCCAGCCCUAAUUCGCAGCUUGUUUCGUGUCUCGCGGUGAUGUCAUCACUUCUCUUCUCCUGCUCCUCAGUGUGACGUUUAUAUCCUAAAACAACACGUCUGUUGAAGUUGCAGAAGCUACUUGAUCGCGAUCAUGUCAUCUUAACUUCUGAGUCUAAAUGUAGCUUCUUGUGGAGAUCUAAGGUGGAACAGCAGCAGGUUGUUCUCAUGGACUCAUUUCAGACCCAGUUCAUGAUAUCAAAGUAAUCACCACAGCUGCCAACACGAAAUAUCACUUAAAAAAACACUUAAAUAUGUUCCACUGAUCCAACAGUUCUAUCUGCUGGAUCACACUGUGUGUGUGUGUGUGUGUGUGUGUGUGUGCAUGCGUGCGUGCGUGCGUGCAGGUGUGUGUAAGUCCUGCCUCCAGGAUUCUUGCAUCAGAUGCUUCUGUCUGUAAAGAGGGGCAGGGUUUGGAGUUUUGAUCCAGCCAAUCAAAUUGGCUUCCCCAACUCCCGCUCUCGUUCCAGGCCCAACAAGUGACUAUGUAGACCUGGCUCUUAGGAGACAUCACGGUCAAACUGGUACCUGGUAUUGCAGGGUGUCUCUCCUCAGGGACCAGGAACCUUCUGAUGAACUCAGUGGGUCAGGACCUAGAGUCCUUUCUAAACGUAGACUAGCCCAGAAUCACUAUCUAUGAUUGGUCGAAUACACACAGCAACUUGUCGGACCUCCAUGGGUCUCUAGACCGCUUAGACCACAUCAGGUUUUAGAUCAUGGAAGAGUAGUUCUGUCCAGUUUUUAGGCUAAUCCAGUCCGUGUAGUCCCGUGUAGUCCCGUGAGUCCGAAAACAUCGUAGAUUGAAAGACUUCAGAAGCAGUCUGAGGUCUUCUGUGUCUCUGGGACUCGUCCUCUGGUGCUCUGAUCUCUGGUCCUCUGGUCUCUAGCUGCAGUCAGAACAUCACAGAGUUCUGUAGAAACUUUAAUUUCUUUUCUUCUGUGUCUCCGGGACUCGUCCUCUGGUCCUCUGGUCUCUAGCUGCAGUCAGAACAUCACAGACUUCUGUAGAAACUUUAAUUCUGGUGCUUCUUCAAAUGUUUUAGACUCUUAACAGUUGUUUCAGUGUCCACACCGCAGGAAUGAUUGUAGUUGUCAGAACAUCGUGUUGAGGGACGUUUUCAGAGUCUGUUCUCCCCGAACACAAGAGGAACCUUGAGUCAUGUAAGUGUUCUGUGAUUGGUGGAACCCAUGGACCGUUCAAGAACUGCCAGCCGCCGUUCUGACCGACCAGCCGGCUCUCACCAUGGCAGGGUUCCUGCAAACAGGAAGAAAAGCCUAGAAGGUUUGUGACUCUUAGAACACCUGAAGAGGGUUCUCCAGAGGGUUCUUUAGAGGGUUUUAUAGAGGGUUCUAUGGGGGGUUAUCUAGAAGGUUCUUCAGAGGGUUCUUUAGAGGGUUUCAAAUGUUCCGAACAUGUGCUAAGGGUUCAGGUCUUGUGGUUGGUGCAGUGAUGUCCUAACAUCCUGCAGCGAGACACACUGUUACUGGACGGGAGGACAGAGGACGUCUCCCUGUUGGUCUGUUGUCUGUAUUUAGCUUUUGUUUUGUAUUUAUUUCCAUAUGACGUUCUCUUGAUUCCAUGUCUGUAAAUCUUUUGUUUUUAUUGGAUGUUUUUGAUGAAAGCUAUUUAAACUAAUAUAUAUAUUUGCUUGGUGCUGACUGAAGCCACACGGUGCUGCGAACAACCAGCUUGACGACAUCUGACUGUUUAUUCAACACUUUUUGUAUCUGUACCUUUUAUAAAUCUGCCACGAUGUGAAAUAAAGUCAGGCCUUCACCAUCCUGGGAAAAAAAACUGAU